Medicago truncatula (barrel medic) is the source of this 1980-nucleotide messenger RNA. Its product is annotated as probable disease resistance protein At5g66890. The record is from RefSeq and is a predicted model, not a curated record. The coding region runs from base 157 to 1863 and encodes 568 amino acids. Gene Ontology annotation, molecular function: protein binding. The transcript has 3 exons. NCBI's taxonomy places the organism in Eukaryota, Viridiplantae, Streptophyta, Magnoliopsida, Fabales, Fabaceae.
ACAACAACAAUUGUUAAGGUUCGAUAUACUAUACUACAAACAACAUCGUACUUUUCAUCUUCUAAACAUACUCACGCAACCAACAUUGAAUUUUUCAGCCUUUCAUAACUUGCAUUGUGUUUGUUAUUAGAUUACAACAAAGGAAGGAACAAAUUCAUGAGUAGCGCUACACACAUUAUUACCCUUACAACAAGAUUUCAAUUUCAUGAUGUCUUGAACAAAAUAUCUCAAAUACUUCAAAAAGCACGAAAGGAUUUAUCUCCUGUGGUUCAAGACAUAAAGCAAUACAAUGAUCAUUUGGAUCACCCCAGAGAGGAAAUAAAUAGUCUAAUAGAAGAAAAUGAUGCAGGAGAAAGUGCAUGCAAAUGUUCUUCUGAGAAUGAUUCCUAUGUUGUUGAUGAGAACCAAUCUCUUAUUGUAAAUGAUGUUGAAGAAACACUUUAUAAGCCAAGAGAAAUUCUUGAGCUUCUCAACCACGAAAAUCGGCCUCGUGACUUGUGGCGAAAGAUAGGGAAAGAACUAGCACAAGGUCAUUCUCUUCUUGAUUCUAAUACCAAAUUACUUAUUCGCCUCCAAAAGAUCUUUGAUGUUUUGGAAGAUAAUCCUACAAUCAUGGAGUGCUUCAUGGACAUAGCCUUAUUUCCCGAAGACCAUAGAAUUCCUGUCGCUGCUCUCGUUGAUAUGUGGGCAGAGCUGUAUAGACUAGAUGACAACGGAAUACAAGCAAUGGAAAUCAUCAACAAAUUAGGCAUCAUGAAUUUGGCUAAUGUCAUAAUACCAAGGAAAAAUGCAAGUGACACGGACGAUAACAACUACAAUAAUCACUUCAUCAUCCUUCAUGAUAUUCUAAGAGAACUUGGAAUUUACCAAAGCACCAAGGAACCAUUUGAGCAAAGAAAAAGACUGAUUAUUGACAUUAAUAAAAAUAAAAGUGGGCUCGCGGAGAAGCAGCAAGGCUUGAUGACCUGUAUAUUGUCAAAGUUUAUGAGAUUGUGUGUUAAACGGAAUCCUCAACAGCUCACUGCCCGUAUAUUGUCGGUAUCAGCUGAUGAAACAUGUGCGUUCGAUUGGUCUCAAAUGCAACCAGCUCAGGUCGAGGUUCUGAUUUUAAAUAUUCAUACCAAGCAGUACUCAUUACCCGAGUGGAUUGCAAAAAUGAGUAAACUAAGAGUUCUGAUAAUCACAAACUACGGUUUCCAUCCUUCUAAACUGAACAACAUUGAGCUUCUCGGUUCUUUACAGAACCUGGAAAGAAUCAGACUAGAGCGAAUUUCGGUCCCUUCCUUCGGCACAUUGAAGAAUUUGAAAAAACUAUCUCUCUACAUGUGUAACACAAUACUGGCUUUUGAAAAGGGUAGCAUCCUAAUUUCAGAUGCAUUUGCAAACCUAGAAGAAUUGAACAUUGAUUACUGCAAAGAUUUGGUGGUAUUUCCAACUGGUAUCUGUGAUAUCAUCUCACUAAAGAAGCUCAAUGUUACUAAUUGCCACAAGCUUUUUUCACUUCCCCAAGAUAUUGGAAAAUUGGAGAAUUUGGAACUUCUAAGCCUCAGUUCAUGUACUGACUUGGAAGCUAUACCGACUUCCAUUGGAAAGCUGUUAAAUCUAAGACAUCUUGACAUUUCAAACUGCAUCAGCCUUUCAAGUUUACCUGAGGAAUUUGGUAAUCUUUGCAAUCUAAGAAAUCUGUACAUGGCAAGUUGUGCAGGUAUUGAAUUGCCAUUCUCAGUUUUCAAUCUUCAGAAUUUGAAGACGAUAACCUGCGAUGAAGAGACGGCUGCUACAUGGGAAGAUUUUCAGCAUAUGCUUCCCAAUAUGAAGAUAGAGGUUCUUCAUGUUGAUGUUAACUUAAAUUGGCUUCUUUGAAUGACUUUUGUAUAGCAUAUAAUUAAAAUUCUUUUGUAAUAUUUUGUAAUUUCUUUUGUAUAAAUACAUGAUUUGUAUUAGCUAUUCUCAAUCAAUAUAUUCAAUUUUUAAUUUUAA